Lingula anatina is the source of this 15735-nucleotide messenger RNA. RefSeq lists its product as uncharacterized. Gene Ontology annotation, cellular component: dynein complex. Gene Ontology annotation, biological process: microtubule-based movement. Lineage: Eukaryota; Metazoa; Brachiopoda; Lingulata; Lingulida; Lingulidae. Gene Ontology annotation, molecular function: ATP hydrolysis activity; dynein light intermediate chain binding; minus-end-directed microtubule motor activity. The record is from RefSeq and is a predicted model, not a curated record.
GGUUAGAGGGAUGCAGCACGGUAAACAUACAGUAGCUUUUUUCGACGGAUACUCAAAUAUAGCACCCUAAACGUGUAAAUGACAUAUUAAAACUAAUAAUUCAACAACAUUCAAUAGCACCAUGGACGAAAGACAUUGGUGGAUUGCAGGGAAGAUCCAGGAAAGCUUCCACAUUGGGGGGUUUGACAACCCGACUUUGUUGGAAGACUUUCUGAUCGUAGAGGAGACUAUGGAGAUAAUAAACGAUUUCCUUCAUGCGGGUGGUCUAUGCAGGCUGUUUUUCUACAGUGACAAACCAGCAUCAGGGACGCUUUCCACACGAGAGUUACACUUGACAAGAAGUCUGGCGACACUGAAAGAUACGGAUUUAGAUGGUGUAAAUAUUUUGUACUUUCUUCGGUACAACGUAGAACAAGAGGUCGACGCAUCCCGCAUCGAGAAAGAUGUUUACUGUGGAGAACUGAAGACUGGAACUUUAGAGUGCUUAAAUGCUCUCCUGACUGAUAUUUAUAUUCCACUGGUUAAAGCACAAAAAGAAUGGGGUAAUUGCACAGAGGAUUGCCAAGUUCAGCUGUUAUCUAAUAUGGAAAAAUUUCAAAACUCGCUCUCUGAAUCGGCCUCUAGUGUUCACGCUUCCAAGCAGCUGAUGCUAAGGCAACCUGAGCACCUUAUUAGCAAUGAUUUCAAGCAACACCGACUUGCUGCCCUGGAUCAGAGUAUUAUUGCUGAAUAUGAAGAACUGGUCACUGACUGGAUGAGCACAAUAGAAGGGAUUCUAACUGACACAUCUGAUGAAAGGUUCAUGGAUCCUAAUGCUGGUCCCCUGUCUGAGCUUGACCGCUGGCGCAGGCGUCAGAGGCUUCUGACCAGUAUCACAGAGCAGUUGAAGGGCAAGGAGUGCAAGGCAGUCAUAGGUGUUCUCAUCACUGCUAAAUCUAGACUGCUGAAAAAAUGGAAAGCAGUUGAUGCUGGAAUCACAGAUGCUAUGAAUGAAACCAAGGACAAAGUGAAAUACCUGGAGUCACUGAAGCGGCAUAUUGACCAAUUGUACAAUGAUGCCACACCAUUUAAUGUGCUGAACACAGCUUUACCAGGACUGAUGAACACAAUCAAACAGAUGGACUCUAUCUCUAGGUUCUAUGCAAGGGGAGGCUUCCUUGGACUCUUCUUCACAAAGGUUACCAACCAGAUGGUCUUGAUAUGUAAGGAGUACAUUAAAGACAACACUGUUAGUGAUGAGGAUGUGGAUGAACUGUGGGAGUUAGUAAGGUUAGAAGUACAACACAGAGACUUCAGUAACACAACAGACCCACAGCAGAAGCACCUCAGAGAACUGGUGCAAAGUAAACUAAAGGCCUCAAGAGGUAGACCUAGAGCAACAAAAACCAGUGGAGAAGAAGAUGACACUUUGUAUGGCAGAUUGAGAGCUUGUUUGACCCUACAGAGUGCAUACCGAGAGUCUUUGAGGUCUCUCAGAGACUCCCUGGGAGUAGCACACAAUCUGUCACAUUUCCCCUCAAUGAGCAGCAUAGGUGGCCCACCUGGCAGUGUGUCUGGGAGUGUGCUAAAAUAUGCAGUUACCAACCAGAUGGUCUUGAUAUGUAAGGAGUACAUUAAAGACAACACUGUUAGUGAUGAGGAUGUGGAUGAACUGUGGGAGUUAGUAAGGUUAGAAGUACAACACAGAGACUUCAGUAACACAACAGACCCACAGCAGAAGCACCUCAGAGAACUGGUGCAAAGUAAACUAAAGGCCUCAAGAGGUAGACCUAGAGCAACAAAAACCAGUGGAGAAGAAGAUGACACUUUGUAUGGCAGAUUGAGAGCUUGUUUGACCCUACAGAGUGCAUACCGAGAGUCUUUAAGGUCUCUCAGAGACUCCCUGGGAGUAGCACACAAUCUGUCACAUUUCCCCUCAAUGAGCAGCAUAGGUGGCCCACCUGGCAGUGUAUCUGGGAGCCGCCCUAAAGCAAAGGGGUCACGAUUGACGCCAGGAGGAGGGCCUCCCUCAAAGAGAUCAUCCUCAUUGGCUGGAGAUCAUGAAGGUCAUGGGGUCGCCAUGGCUGAUGAGGAGGCCAUCUUAGGUCACAUGGAUGCCUUCUGUGGACGCAUCAGACAAAUGAUUGAUGUGAUCAACACAUUAUCACAAUAUCAAAAGAUGCUGAUCAGUACUGAUGGUCUGCCUCGCCCCAGGAGAGAUGACAUGGCUUAUGAUGGAGAUCUCAGUGAUGAUGAAGACACUGGGUCUCAGGAUGAUGUGCCCCAAUCUCCCUCAAAGUACAAACCUCCCAGUGAUCAUGGUGGUCCUCCACUCAAUGUGAUAGAUGAAGAUGAGGAGGAGGAGCUUGCUAUGAUGGUCGACAGCCGUGAGAAGCAGACCCCCAAGCAUACAAGACGCCAUCAUGAUGAGAGCCAUGACUCAGAGGGGCAACAGGGGCUGACCAAGGAAGAUGCCAAGAUUCUGAGACAAUAUUACCCAGAAGACUCAGAGACUGCAGAGGGUCCCAGUGUGGCUGCUGUGGUAAGAGACCACUCCCAGAAAAUGGCCAAACUCAUGGCAGAGAGUGUGACUACAAAGACUAUGUUAGAUGUAGAGUCAAAGGACAAAGAUAAAUUUGAAGAAACUUAUACAGGAUUUCUCUUAACUGUGCAAGACUUGGAGAAGUUCCUUGGGGCCUACCUCAAUGCUGUGUUCAUGAGGAAAAUGAAAACACAAGAGGGGCUACAAGUGAUAACCAGAUUUACACCAAUCAUGUUCCGUCCAGGUAUCCGAACUGUGAUAAGUGAGAAAUUUGUUGAGAUGUUUAACUGGUAUGAGGGAGAUUUGGAAGAAGUGGCAAAAAUGUAUGAGAAACACAAGGAUGCCCCUCAGAUGCUCCGUAAUGCUCCUCCAGUGGCAGGAGCCAUCCACUGGUCCAGACAGCUGCUCAAACGUAUAGAAGACCCCAUGAAGGUCUUUCGUGAAAACAAAGCAAUUACGCAGCUCAAAGACUUUGGCAGAGUGUGUAAAGUCUACAACAGACUGGCUACAGCUUUGGUGACUUUUGAAAGUCUGUGGUUUAGUGACUGGAAGUCCAGGAUAGAGCAGGCCAGGGAUGGACUCAGAGCCACUCUGUUUGUACAUCACCCAGAGACCAAGCAGGUGGUGGUUAAUGCUGAUGAAAGAGUGCUGGAACUUAUCCAUGAAGCCAAAUGGCUAACCAGGCUGGGCAUAGAAAUCCCAGAAUCUGCUCAAUCUGUCCUGAACCAGGAGGACCGCUUCAAGAGCUACAAAAGUCACCUAGAAUUGUGCCUUCAGGAGUUCCACAGUGUGUGUAACUCCAUCCCUGAGUCUCUCAAGCUCUUAUUUAAAUCUCACAUUGAACAAGUGCAAUUAAAUUUCCAACCAGGGUUGUCCACAUUGGCUUGGAACAGCAUGAAUAUAGAUGCCUUCCUUCACCAAAUCCACACAGCUACAUCCAAGCUGAAAGCACUGGUUGAUGGUGUGAACAAUAUAGUAGAUGUGAAAGUUCAGACAACCAUUGAUAAAGUUAAUGCCAUGUUCCUGUUUGACUAUGAUUUGGCUUUCUCUAAGUCUUGGCCUCCCCAAGAAUUCAUAGAAGUCAUUGUGCAAAGUGUCAAAGACAAGGCCAGGGAAAUGUAUGGCCAUGUGAGCACCAUUGAGAGGGGCAUGCAUGAGAUUGUUACCAUGCUGACCAAUAGAAAGCUGCCUUCUUUUAAUGUACUAAAGAAACUCAAUACAAUGAAGCGCAAAUGGAAGAGAACUAUCGAGAUUGAUGAAGAACAAGCUGAGAAAGAAAAGGAGAAAAGAGAACGGAAAUACCUGCAAAUGGCUGACAUCCCCAUCCCAGCGGGUUUCAAGUCCAACAAGGACAAAGAAAAAGUGACCACCCCAGGACCUGGGAUGACACAAGAAGAGGAGGAAAAACUGAUCAAUGAUAUUCUCAAUCACUACUGCGCCCAGGUGUAUGACGCAGUGCUGAAUUCCACCAGGAGGUCCCUGGUCACCAUUGCUGAGGCAUGUGGAUGUGACAGUGAGACCAUACGAGUUGUCAGUGCCAUGUCCAACCUGUCUGAAAAUUCAGACCCCCAGUCUCAGCCUGCAAGCAGACCAGCAUCCAACAUGAGCAACAGGAGGCCAGGAAGUAGCUUGUCCAUGUUGUCCAACAUGACCUGGACAACUGAGAAAACUCAUGAGCAGACUUACCUGCAACACUUACAGGAUGAUGUGACUUACUUCAGAUUCAAAGUGAAUGUGAAGUUUUCCAUUCCAAACAUCAUCAUUGACCCAGCCUUGGCCAGUAUUCAGACAGCUGUCACUGCAGUGGCCGCAGAGGUCCUGGAGGUGGCUAAAGGUAUCUCCUGGUCAAGUGGUCAGGUGGGGGUUUCCUUCCACACAGCUAUCAUGGAGGACGGUACUCUACAGGAAAUCCUUGAACAGAUCAAGGGCAUAGUAGAAGAUCUGGACCUCAUAGUGAAGCAACAUCUGUUCCACUUCAGUCUAUAUGACUUCUUAUGGAAAGAUGAUAUGCAUGGGAACUACCAGGAGUUCAUCAGUGGGGAUCCAGGCCUCUUUGCCAUCAAACGGGAGGUAGAGAGACUGCUGCGUAUUGAGAGGAAAGUGACCAAUAUUCCAGAAGUGUUGCCAGUGGGACCCAUAUGUUUGCAGACAGCACCCAUAAAAGAUGCUCUCCAUGGAUUUGCUAUGGCUUGGAAGACCAAAUAUGCUUCAGUAUUACAUGAAGAAGCCAAGAAAAAGCUAGAUGCAGCAGUACUCUAUAGGUACAAUGUACGUCAGCGUCUUGAACUUAAUGUCCAGACACUGGACCAACUGAACAGUACUCUUCACUUGCUGGAGGAGGUCAGGGACAUGGAGAACAAUGUAGAUGACAUCUAUCUCCCUAUAGAGACCAUGUAUGCCAAACUUAGGGAGUUUGAGCUCCGCCUGCCUCGUAAUGAGGUGGAGGAAGUGGACCACCUACGUGACAAAUGGCAAGAGCUUCUAGAACUUACAGAGCAAGUACGACAUGAUCUGCUGAAAGAAAAGAGAGGUGCAUUUGAACAGGAGCUGGACAAACAAGUCAAGACAUUUGUAGUGGAGGUGAUCCAGUUCCGCAAUGCCUUUGAUGCCCAGGGUCCAGCUGUGCCUGGUAUACCCCCAGCAGAGGCUGUCCAACGUCUGCAUGACUUCCAGCAGAGAUACACUCUUUAUGAUGCCAAGAGGAAGACACUGGACUCAGUCUCCAGACUCUUUGGAAUUGUGUGUAAGCCUUUCACUGAGUUGGACAGAACUGGAGAGGAACUUGAUCUUCUAGGUCAGCUGUAUGGACUUUUCCAGAAGUUCAUACGGUUUGACAAUAUCUUCAGGGACACACUUUGGGCUGAGGUGAUUCUGGAAAAUGACAACAGAGAGGUGGAAUCCUACUGGGAUGAAUGUCUUGCCUUGCCCAGUAAACUCAAGGACUGGGAUGCUUACAAUGACAUGAAGAACUCCAUUCAGCAGUAUUUGGAUGUAUUCCCCUUACUGCAUAGACUGGCUUCAAAGGAAAUUCGUAACAGACAUUGGCUGCAGGUGAUGUCAGUGACAGGAAGCUCCUUCCAACUGGAGGCCAACGUAUUCAAACUCUGCCAUCUCCUUGACAUAGGACUGAUCAAACACAAAUCAGAAAUUGAAGAAAUCUGCUACUGUGCCAGCAAAGAACAAGAACUAGAAAUCAAGAUGCGUAUCACCGAAGAAGAGUGGACAGAACAAGUCCUUACCUUUGAGAACUACAAAAAGGCAGGGCCCAUCUUUCUGGACAAGACAGUGACCGAGCACCUGCUGGAGCAGUUGGAGGAUGCUCAGGCCCUACUGGCCAAUAUGCUGACCUCUAAGUAUAUAGGUCCACUGAGGGAGGAGGCAGCUAGCUGGGCAGAGAAGCUGAAGGAGGUGGGGCUAGUACUGGAGACCUGGCUGGAGGUGCAGGAUCUGUGGCAGUACCUGGAGGAGGUGUUCAGUAAUGCUACCACAGCCAAGGAACUCCCUCAAGAGGCUAAACGUUUUAGUAGAAUUGACAAGGGAUGGGUAAAAAUGAUGAAGCGUGCCUAUGACACAAGAAAUGUCCUACAGUGCUGUUAUGGAGGUGAUGUCCCAAAGGGGGUUGUUCUAAGGCACAUCUUUGAAGAACUGGAGAUCUGCUUCAAGUCCCUGAUGGGUUACCUGGACAACAAGAGGAGAGCUUUCCCCAGGUUCUACUUUGUGUCAGACCCAGUAUUGCUGGCUAUGUUGAGCAGACCUUAUGAUCUGGAGUCAGUCAGACCUCAUCUCAGAACCAUCUUCACCAAUGUAUAUGAUGUGAAACUGGAGAGAACUGAACCACUGAGCAGUGAGACAGAGUCCGUGGCCAGAUCAGAGACACCAUCAAGGCGUAGUCGUACCCCUGUACCUGGUGAGGGGUCCAGAGCCACUUCCAUAUCUCCUCGUAUACUGCAGACUCCGGCUAAGAUAGACAAAAGGCUCACCCAGAUCCAUGACAAAGACGAGAAGGGUACUGAGGCCUCCCCAGCUCUUCGAAAUGAUCGCAAGUUUAAAAACAAAAAGCGCCAGUCAAACAUCCACCCCAGCCUGAUGGCCCAUACUGCCACAGUGCUGCCCUCUGAGCAGGUUGCAGUAGAGGAGACUGUAGUACAAGAGGCAGUGGCUGUCACCAGUUUGGAGGGAGAGAUGCUGAAUCUCAAUGAAACAAUUUCCCUGUCUGAUGGAGUGGAGAUGUGGCUGCAGCAGUUGAGGGAAUCUGUUGGAAUCACACUCCAUGAGAUGUCUGUAUCUGUGUGCCAGGAGGUCAAUGCUAAUGUCACCAUGGACGAGUGGGCAUUCAGGUACCCAGCCCAAGUUUGCAGAAUUGGCCUGUUGUAUUACUGGACCAGGGAGUGUGAGCAGGGCGUACAGGAGAUCAAAUACGACAGGAAAUCCCUGAACAAUAUCUCCAAGAAGUUCCAGGGAGCCACCAGUAAGCUGCCAGCCAUGUUAGUCCGGAACCAGUGGCGCACCCUAGAUGAGGCCAUGAUGCCAAUGCAUCGGCUAAGACUGGAGGCCAUGAUUACUUACUGCCUGUACUUGAGAGACAGCAUAGACUACAUGAGCAAUAGAAAGCUGAGGGAGACCACAGACUUUGAAUGGAGGAAAAAUGCCAGAUGUUAUCUGCAGGAAGUCAGUGAGGAGACAGAGCCAGUCAUCUACAUGCUGGACACCAAGUAUCAAUAUGGCUGUGAAUUCUAUGGAGCUCAGCAGAUGAUCACCCCCACUCCCAUCAAUGAGCGUUGCUUCCUAGGGAUGUCCCAGGCCCUGGCACAGUUCAAGGGGAGUGCUAUACAUGGGGGAACUGGAGUGGGGAAGACUGAGACAUGCAAGGGUCUUGCCCAAAUUCUAGGAAAUUUCCUUGGAAUUUUCCAAUGUUCUGAAAAGAUGGAUCCAUCAUCUUUAGGCAAGAUGUUACAAGGAUUAUCCAUGGAUGGCUCCUGGGGUUGCUUUGAUGAGGCGCAGCUGGUGUCUAAGGAAGCUCUCUCUGUAUUCUUGGACUGUGUGACAGCCAUAUUUGGAGCCAUCAAGGCCAGGAAAGACUACUGUUACUUUGGAGAUGGACAGGAGGUAAAUGUCAAGAAGAAUGUUGCUAUCUACAUGACCAUCAACCCUACCACAGCGCCCCCUAACUUCACCAUGCCAGAGGAUGUGAAAGCAUUAUUCAGAUCUGUAGCACUUGUCAUGCCAGACUACAGUAUAGUUCUCAAAACUAAGUGCACCUCAGCUGGCCUCAAAGCACCUGCUAUACUAGGUGCCAGGAUGAAAAUUAUCACAGAUCUUGCUAAGGACUUGCUGACUCCAGAGUGCCAACAUCAGUUCAGCUUGACUGCUUUGACUGGUGUCCUGCAGAGGGCAGCACAGAAGAGGAAGUCUCUCAAGGAGGAGAAGUCAUUUGAUAGGCUGGACAAGAAGGAAGAGACUCAGAUGUCCAGGUCCAACAGCCAGGCCUCUGUCCAGUUGCCUACUAUGAUGUCUACAAGUCUGACAAGUCCAGCUCCAGGUCAGAGACAAGCAGACAAGACUACAUUGUCCAGGAAAGCUGGUACCCCCAACCCUCUGACCCCAGCAGCCAAGCAGGAGCAUGCACUGGUGGGCCAGGCACUGCUGGAGGUCAUAGGACCUAGACUCAAGGGAGAUAACUACACCAUUUUCAAGCAAAUUGUCAAGGACGUGUUCUCUGGACUCCCAGAAACCACCAAACAAAGUUAUUCAGCAAGGUCAAGGUCAUAUGACAUUGAAAUGGCUGUGGAGCAGACGGCAAGAGAGGAAGGUCUCAUUCCACACAAGCGCUGGCUGGAGAAGUGCAUGCAGCUCUACAAUGUAUCACAGAUUCAUCAUGGUAUAGUGAUAGCUGGUCCCCCAGGGAGUGGGAAGUCCACCUGUAUCCAGACCCUGGUUGAUGCCCUGUGUGUGACCCCGCGGGGCCUCUCCAGGCACUCCCACAGCAGUAAGGGGACGGCUAUGGCAGAGAAUAACCACAAGCUGCAGAGAAUCAACCCCCUGGUUGUGGAUGACCUCUCUCUCAUGUUUGGUUAUAUCAACCAGAACCAGGACUGGGUGGAUGGGAUAUUUACCACUGCUUUGAGGAAGUCUAACAGGAAUCUCAGCACCACAUGGCUGUGUCUGGAUGGCCCACUCAAUUCUAACUGGGCAGACAACUUCAGCAGUGUCUUGGACAUUGGCAAGGCAAUGCACCUGAAGAAUGGUGACCGUCUGUUCCUGUCUGACAAUGUGAAGCUUCUGUUUGAGACUUCAGACCUCAGUCAGGCUUCCCCAGCUACUAUAGCAAGGACUGGUAUUGUGUAUGUUGACAAAGACGUCGUUGGCUGGAGACCCAUCUCGAAGGCAUGGCUGGAAAACAGGACACAGCAGGAAGUGCAUGUUUUACAAAGAGCAUUUGAUAAAACAGUGGAUGCUGUGUCGCACUAUGUCCUGGCAGAGGCCAAACCCAAGAUGCGACUGAGUGAAGUGGGCAUGUUCAAGACCUGUCUCAACCUCUUGUCGGCCAUGUUAGCAGACAACAUUGAGAUUGGUGGUGAGCUACACAUAGAGAGACUGUAUCUGUUUUGUCUGAUCUGGUCAUUUGGUGGACUACUGGACAAGGGAGACAGGAAGGGAUUCAGUGAUCUGGUCAAGACAUUGUCAUCUGCUCUCCCGGAUGAUGACCGUGAUAUCUGUGUAUUUGACUAUUAUGUGGAUGAGUCAGGAGAGUGGGACCCCUGGGUCUCUAGGGUACCAGAGGCCAUUUACACAGACAACAAGGACAUCUUGGGGCAGGUGUUUGUGGACACUGUGGACACAAUCCGCACCCGUGUGUUCCUGGAGUUUGCCUGUGCCUCAGGACAGAAUGUGUUGCUAGUGGGACCUCCAGGCUCUGGCAAGACCACCAUGGUCAAUGAGUUCAUUGAUGCCCAGGACAACCAGGUUCAGAUAGGGAAGAGACUGGUAUACUCUGGUGCCUCCACAGCCAAACAACUGCAGCAGUUUAUUGAAGCUAACAUAUACCACAGACAGGGAUUUGUUUAUGGUGCCAAGGAGAACAAAAGACUUCAGAUUUUCAUUGAUGACCUCAAUAUGCCUGUAGCUGACAGUCAGGGAGUGCAGAGAUGCAAUGAGCUCCUGAGACAACUUUUAGAUGACCGAACUCUCUGCACACUACAGAAGCCAUUUGAAUGGAGGACCAUAGAAGGCCUGAUUAUCUUUGCCACUAUGUCUAUGAGUGAAUAUCCCAGUGCCAAGAACAGAAAACUGGAAGAAAGGCUGAUGCGUCACUUUGCUGUGUUCCACCUGCCAUCCCCCGUGAAGGAUGGUCUGCAGAGAAUUGUGAAUGGAGUACUGGAGGGUAACAUGACAGCAGGAGACAAGCCAGCUUUGGAGCAGGAACUACACAACUCCAUAGUGACCGCCUCCUGUAAGACACUGACUGCUGUCCAAGAUGUGCUCAGACCCACACCUAUGCCAGGAAGAUACCAUUACCUGUUCACUUUGAAGGACUUGAUCACAUGCUUUCAGUGUCUGAAGCGUCUCCCUGAUGAGAACCGCGCGGAGGAUGUGACAGUGAUAUCUCUGUGGAGACAUGAGAUGAACAGAAUCAUGAAGGACAAGAUCUGCAGACAGUGUGAUAUCAACUGGCUAGAGGGGACACUGGAGAAGGUGGUGGAUGAGACAUGGCCAGGUAUGGCAGACCAGCUGUAUGAGAACUUUGUGACAUUCCCCAUUGAUACCAGAGUGUACCAGAGACCAGUGACCUCUCUAUCACAGAAACAAGUCAAGGUUGUUCUUCAGCCAAUCCAGAGUUUCCAUGAUGUCCAUAACUGCCUGUUUGCCCACCUGACCAGAUACAAUGAGGAGUUUGGUAACACCCAACUGGACAUCAUGUUAUCUGACCAUAUCAUAGCACACGUGGUCAGGAUGCACAGAGUGCUCAGUUUCCAUCAUGGUGGUAACUUUCUGUUUAUUGGUGCCAUUGGGUCACACCUGGCCCUACUGGUCAAGCUGGCCCUCCAUGUGGCUGACAUAGAGAUCCACCCAGUAGACUCCUCCAAACAGAACACUUUCUUUGAUGGCCUCAGGUCUGCAGUGAGACUGAGUGGAGCCGAGGGCAAGAUUAUAUCUCUUAUGUUCACUGCCCGUGAUCUCCAUGAUGACAUGUACCUGGAUGCCAUCAACAGUUUACUGGUGUGUGGAGAAUAUCCUCACUUGCUGUCUAAUGAUGAACUGGAUGGACUGCUACAGGCCAUUGGCCCAGCACUAAAGAGGGAGUUCCCUAAUAUGGCCCAGGACCCUAUGAAGUACUUUGUGUCCAGAAUUAAGAGUAACCUCCAUAUCAUAAUGUGCUUGCCUCCAAACCACAGACUUCUGAAGACUGCUUCCAUCCAAUACCCAGGUCUGCUGAGUGGGUGUCAGAUCAACUGGAUGUGUGACUGGCCUCAGGAUGCUCUCAUGGGAGAGGCAGCUUAUUAUAUCAAUAUUAACAAACUGGUGGAGGAUAAUGUGGACUUGAGUGAGAACCUGACUACGUGCUUGGCAAACAUCCACAGUUUUGGUCUACGUGACUGCAAGCAGAUGCCGUGGGCAGGAAACCUGGCACCAGAAAUUGCUAUGGUGCAGGUGUACCUACAGGAGAAGAAGAGGGGAGAGCAACUCAUCAAAUAUAAGAAUGUCAACCUCCCAAAUCUUCCAUACGCCAAGUCUAUCAUGGCUGAACAGAUCAGAGCUGUACACAAGAACUUAGAUGAGCCAGCCAAGAAUGAGGUGUUCAUAGGCCCCACUACAUACAGAAGACUGAUGGACUGCUUCAAGCAUAUUUACUCCACCAAAUGUAAACAGAGGACAGAGACAGUGUCCCAACUCAAGAGAGUACUGUACACAUUGGACAUUACAAGAGAAGAUGGCAAAAUCAUGAAGGAAGCCAUCAAAAACAUCAAAGAAAAAUAUGAAAAUGCCAAGAUAAGGACCAGUAACUUGUUGAGGUCAUUGACCCUGAAGGCCACAGUUCUUGAGAAGCUCAAAGCCAGGAUUGGUAUGGCAACCUCCCUUAGUGCCUUCCUGCAACUCAACGAGGUGUCUUCAGAUGAGGAGGAUGAAGAGGAGCUGCUGCAGAAAGAAGAAUAUGAUGAUUAUGAUAAAGAAUUUGACAGACUCAGGGAGACAAAAUUGAAAACCAGACAAGUGAAAGCAGUGGAGGAACUGGCUGCAGCUAAGAAGAAGGUAGAAGAGUGGAGAAAGAACCUUGAAUAUGCUAAGGAACAAGUAUUACACUGGAAGGGCAAGGUGGAUCGUUCCUGUAUUGAGAGACUGAGAGCAUUCCAGAACCCUCCAAUGUUGGUGGGUCACGUAAUGGAGAUGGUUAUGACACUGAUUGGAAAGCGAGGCUAUGGCGGUCCAGUGAAAAGUGAAAACAGAGACGCCAAGGAAGAAAAUAGGGCGACGUCUGCCAGUUCCAGUAGCACAAGGUUUACGGCAACCAAGAAAGUGAACUCCACGAAAGAUGUCCCAGAAAAGUUUGACCGUGGCAAGUGGAAGAAUAUGCAGUCAUCCAUGACAGAUUCCAUGAAGUUUGUAGACAUGUUGCACAAUGUACCAUGGGAAGAUGGUCUGCCAGAUGCCACUCUCAAAUCUGUUGAGAGCUACCUUGCCAGGGGUGUUGAUGGUGGUCUUGGGGUGACAGGAGAGGGUUCCAUGCUGGAAAAUGCUGCAGACAAAAGUUUUGUUGCAUCCCGGCGUUCCCCGUCUCCAGAUAACUCUAAAGGCAUCACGGUGGCUGCGGCCAAGUAUUCCAGUGAGGAUGCUGUGGUCCUGGUACAGUACACCAUUGCCAUAGUAGAGUACACCACACUGUGUGCCCCUCUGAAGGCAGCACUGGAGAGACAACAUGAACUGGAGAGGGAGAUUGAAGAGAAUGAGCGGCUUAAGAGAGAGAAGGAGGCAGAGGAGCAAGCAAAGGAGGAAAAGCUCAAGGAGUUAGCAGCCAGGCUGAAUAUGAACACAAAGGCUGAAGAGGCAGGAGCAGAGCAGGAGCAAGAACCAGAAUUGGAGGAGGAUCUCACAGAAGAUGAUCUUCCAAGGAUUCAGGAGGAGGUCAAUAAGCUACAGAUGCAGUUUGAUUCUGCAGUAGUUGAGAAACAUUCUCUGGAAAUAGAACUAGUGUCCAUGAAUGAGAGACUGAGGGCAGCCACAGAGAUGUUGGAAAGUUUGAAGUCUCAGGAGCAGGAAUGGCGACAACAUGUCAGAGAAAAUGACAGCAAUGAGAUGUUAAUGGCUAAUUGUAUUGCUGCAGCAGCUUUCCUGACCUACUGUGGUCCUAUGACUACUGAUACCAGGAAAAGGAUGGGAGAGUUUUUCAUGUAUGUGUGUGAACACCAUGGUAUGCCUAUGCCCAGGAAGCAGCUGUUCAGGAAUCUUGAACUCAUUGACUUCCUUUAUGAAACUACUGAAGUGAAGCAGCUAGAGAUGAAGAAGCUCCCCAUGACACGUCUGAUGUUGGAGAAUGCCUGCUUUAUCAUGCAGGAGGAGAGCAGCAUGGCCUGGCCACUGUUAUGUGACCCUACCAGCAGGGUCAUUGACUGGAUCAAGGGCUACCUCAAGGAGAAGAACCUCAUGGAGGUCAAAUACCAUGAACUUCGCUCCCAGCUAGAGAACUGCCUGGCAGACGGCACACCUCUCCUGGUGACAGAUGUUGAUGUCAAAGAACUAGUCUGUGAUGAAAGGUUUAGAAAUGUCCUGCUCAAAAGAGCAAGGUUCCUCAGAGAGAAGACUGCUUUCAAGUUAAUGGUGGGAGACCAUGAGGUGGAAUGUGAGCCCAAGUUCCGGCUGUACCUGCACACUACCAGUGAGCCCCACCACAUCCCCCAUGAGCUGGCUGCCUACGUGUCCUCCAUCUUCUUCCACAUGUGUAGAAAUGACAUGGAGGAGGAGCUGCUGGACAGGUUCAUGGCUCUGGAGAAGGCCAGGCUGGAGGAGGAGAAGACCACUCUUAUGCAUGAGAAAUUAGAAUACAUGCAGUUCUUCCACAAGAUAGAGAAGCAGAUGCGUGACCUGUUGUCCAGUGAUGUGCGGCUCAUGAAUGACUUAGCAGCCACAAAGAAAUUGGCUGACAUGAAAAAACAGUUUGAUGAAACUUUGGAAAGUCAUUCAAGAGUGGAAGCUAAUGAGCAUUCUAUCCUGCGUGCACGUGAAGGCUACAGAACAGUGGCAGCACGUGGUGCCGUGUGUUUUGAUGCCAUGCAGUACAUGCGGGAGAUCAACCCCAUGUAUCAGAACUCCUUCUGUCAGUUCUUAGAGGUUUAUGAUGCUGCCAUCAACCACUCUGAGAGAUCUUGUCUUGUUUGGUUGUGCCCCCUACAGUAUGGUGCUAGCAAAGCCUUCUAUGAAGCCCUCAUGGAUCGUGGGCUCAAGGGGUUUGAAGUGUGUCUGCUUGGAGAUGACCAGUAUGUAUUUACCAGACUUAACAGGGUGUUUGACAACAUGCCGCAGUCAGAAAACCUCAGCCACAAACUUUUCCCUAGACCCCCUACUCCAUUUGAAGGUCCCCCCAUAGCCCAGGUGAGCAUGCACAGCCUGAACCCCCAGAUAGUAAACAUGGGGGUGUUUGCCACAGCCAGCUUUGCUGCCAUGAAGCUGAGGAAAGAUGUAGAGCUGUGGGAGAUCUGCCAUACCACCAUCCCUAAGGUGCCAAAGGCUUUCAGCAAGGAAUAUGUCUUGGAGAAAAUCAAGAAGAAUGAGAGGAUAGACCCAGAGGCUCCAUUUUAUCUGUGGAUACAGAAAGAGUGUGAACAGAUGCAUGCUCUGCUCACUGAUAUCAAAUCAACUCUUGUGGCCAUCAAGAACGCCUGUGAGCUGGGUACAUUUGGUGACCAGUUGACUCCAGACAUGAUCCUGGCAGCAGACGACCUAUACCACAUGAGGAUACCAAGGACAUGGUGUGCCCUGUCAGGCCACUCAGCACCACCACAGAACUACCCACUUGGACAGUGGCUUACCUCACUGACUGAGAGAAAUCAACACUUUGAGAAGAUCAUUAUCUUGGGCCGUGAGAAGAUGCCUGCUUACUGGCUUGGUGCCUUCUUCAACCCCAAGGCUCUGCUAGCCUUACUGAAGCAAGACUCACACAAACACUACUCUGUGGAUAGAUCAGGGUCUGUGGAGCCAUUUGUCUUCCAGACAGAGAUCACAGCCAGGGAUAAAGACCAUUUACGAGAUCCCCCACAAGAAGGCAUGUUUGUAUUUGGCCUGUACAUGUGGGGCUGUGCCUGGGAGAAAACAACAGGAGAGCUGCUGGACCUGCCACCCAAACAUGGCUGCACACCUUUGCCCGUCGUACACAUCACAUGCUGGCCACAGUCCGAGAAACCAAACAUCCAGGAUCCAACACGAGCAGCAGAGACCUAUGCAUGUCCCUUGUUCCAUUCUCGCACUGCCCCACGCGACCCUAUCAUGGAGAUUGAUGUUAGGAGGGAGAACAUUCCCGCCACUCGUUGGGCUCUGAGAGGACUGUCAGCCACCAUUAGGCCUUAUUAAUUACUGCCACCAUCUUGUGAUAUGAUCACAGGACUUUUUUUAGGCACUGUAAACACUGCUGUUUUUAUUAAACAAUUAACCUCAAGGUUAUUCAUGAUUACAGUAUUUACCAAAAGGAUAAUGCCACCAUUUAAAAAGUAAACAAGGGUAAUUAAUACACAGCUUACUUGUUAAAUAAAGCACUUGUUGUCCUGUUACCUUGCAGUGGUCAUAGAAGGUUGACCUGGAGUUUCAAGGCUGAGUUUUAAUAUGCCCGUAAUUCUGGAGCCCUAUUUACACAACAGUAUUAAAGAAUCCAGAUUAAAGAACUGUAAGACUUUAUAUUAAAACCAAAUGCUUUGCAAGAUUGUUAUCAUCAUUCCUUCCAUGAUUAUACUUGAUUGCCAAGGUUGACAUUUUUUCAUCAACAUUUAAAGAGCAAAUAUUCCGUCCAAUAAUUCUACUUUUAUUCUGCUUUUUAAAAAGGUGGAUAUAUUUGACUUUUGUUUUUUUUUUUUUAAUGAAUAUUCCUUUUGAUACAAUGUGACUAAACUUAAAUUUGAUCAGUUAUGAAAUUAAAGGUAAACUGUUUUGUACAGAUUUUAUUUGUACAGAUAAUAUUGUAUAUAUUGAUGUUUGAGGAUUUAUUUUUGUACAUAUAUAUUGCCAUUUUAAUA